GAAGUACAUAUUGUUUUCUACCAGUGCGAAUUCCAUGGAUCGACAGUCUUCCUUCGAUAUAGUUCUCCAUGAAUUUGAACAAGUUCCCCAGGUAUUAAUGUGUUAGUCAUCCGGAGAUUGGUUUCCGUCCCGCAUGCCUGAGGCUGCACCUGGGGGCGCCUUGUUGUUCGUGUAUUUCUCCAGAUUCUUCAUACUAACGAUAUAGAGAUGAUUGGCUCUGGUGGAGCACUAGUGGACGCAAGGUAUAGAGUCGAGGCAGUCAGAACCUCGCCCGACGAAGCUGCUCCCCACAUUGCCUCCCUCAACAUCUGGGGUUUCGGAAAUUCAGGCCAGAGUCAGCCAGAGCCUUCGUUUUCGGAAUUGUACUCCCAUCCCCAAUUAUAUAAACCAGUCCAUCGUGAACCGAAGGAUCUCACCCAUUCCACUUUUUCUCUCAACCUACUCUACCACCCACCGUAAAACCACCAUGACCGUCCCAAACGGAUCCCACAAAACCGUCCCCAGCCGGUUAUUCCAGCCCGAAACCCCCAACCUAGAGGACUUCAAGAAAAUCUGCUCCCAAACCACCGACCACACCACCUACCCACUGGCAGCCUCCGUAGACCACAACAUCCCCAUCUACGAUGCCCGAGCCCUGGACCUGCACAACACCUCCCUCACCACUACGCUCCAAGACGAAUGGUACCACAUCCUGAGCACGGGGCCAGGCAUCCUCGUGCUCAAAGGCAUGUACGACCCAGCGCACUACGCCUCCACCCUGGACAGCACCAACGCAGCCUUCAACAGCAUCAUCACGCGCGAACGCGCUACCGCAACCACGAAAGGCGACCACUUCGCCGCCAGUGGCAAAAACGACCGCAUCUGGAACUCCUUCAGCAAGCACGCACUCGAGGACCCCUCCUCCUUCAUCACCUACUACUCCAACCCGUGGCUGCGGCUGGUCAGCGAAACCUGGCUGGGCCCGGCCUACCGCGUCACCGCGCAAGUCAACGUCGUCAAGCCCGGCGGCGCCGCCCAGGACAGCCACCGCGACUACCACCUCGGCUUCCAGGACCUGCACACCUGCGCCGCCUUCCCGCGCAACAUCCAGCUGGCCAGCCAGCAUCUGACGCUGCAGGGCGCCGUCGCCCACAGCGACAUGCCGCUGCAGAGCGGGCCCACCCGCUUCCUGCCCUUUAGCCAGACCUACGAGCCGGGCUAUCUGGCCUGGCGCCGCGACGACUUCCGCGCCUUCUUCCAGGACAACUAUGUCUCGCUGCCGUUGGCCUUCGGGGACGGCCUGUUCUUCAACCCGGCUGUGUUCCAUGCCGCCGGCGCCAAUGAGACGGAGCCCGGUCCCGAUGGCGGGUUUCAUCGUAAGGCCAACUUGCUGCAGAUUAGUAGUGGGCUGGGCAAGGCCAUGGAGAGUAUUGAUACCGUGCCGCUGGUGGAGAAGUGCUGGGACGCGCUUUUGAAGACGUUCCAGGACGCUGGUGGCAGGUUGGAUGCUGGGGUGGAGAAUUUCGUCCGCGCCGUUGCGGAUGGGUAUCCGUUUCCUACUAAUCUGGAUAGGAGGCCGCCGGCACCGAAUGGUAUGGCGCCCGAGAGUGAGCAGGAGAUUAUUAUCAGGGGGUUGCGGGAGGGGUGGGGGACAGAGAGGGCGGUCGAGGAAUUGAGGAGGAUGAAGGCGGAUUCUUGUGCUUAAUAUCUUGAACUUGGUGCGCGGGUGAAUAGUGUAUUGGGCUGUUGUGAGGUUGUUUUGCUUUAGCGAUAGUCAUUAUGAUGCGAUGUAUAUUGUGUACAGAAUUCACGGAAAUUAUACCGUGUUUUGAAAAUCAUCCUGGUCUAGUCUGGAAUGCUGUGGAGUAUCUGAACAUGCUAUAUCAAUAUGCAUAGUACCUCGCAUCCAAAUGGAUACAUAUACACCGAGAUCUACAAAGCUGUGUCUUGUAUAG
This is a messenger RNA of Aspergillus pseudonomiae, 1934 nucleotides long. Its product is annotated as phytanoyl-CoA dioxygenase family protein. The coding region runs from base 467 to 1684 and encodes 405 amino acids. NCBI's taxonomy places the organism in Eukaryota, Fungi, Ascomycota, Eurotiomycetes, Eurotiales, Aspergillaceae. Gene Ontology annotation, molecular function: phytanoyl-CoA dioxygenase activity. Gene Ontology annotation, biological process: fatty acid alpha-oxidation. The transcript has a single exon. The record is from RefSeq and is a predicted model, not a curated record.